Molecule: messenger RNA, 1341 nt
Organism: Trypanosoma brucei brucei TREU927
Lineage: Eukaryota; Euglenozoa; Kinetoplastea; Trypanosomatida; Trypanosomatidae
Product: COP9 signalosome complex subunit, putative
Exons: 1
Coding region: 1-1341 (446 amino acids)
Cellular component (GO): cytosol; COP9 signalosome
Source: RefSeq, a predicted model, not a curated record
AUGAGGGAUGUACACGCGUUCGAGGAUACACUUGAGAGGCCACACCACUGUCCUUCAUGGAGGUUAGGUGUAUUAUUUCUUGAAGUUGUAUGCACGCUGAGCUUAUGUGCUCCUUCUUUUUUUUCGUUUUUUAUUCCCCUCGGCGGUAUAACAAUACACACCUGUGGCCAAAGGGCCAUGAUAAAGGAGGGGGGAAAUGAGGUCGGUAGUCUCGGAUGGGCCGAAUCACAAGCCGUUUCCCUUGUUGCAACCGGGGAUCUGGACGGGUGGAGGAUUUUCGUUCAGCAGCAUCUUGAAGGAGCUGCGAGAGCCGACAUUUGGGCGGUGGUCGCUGCUCGCUCCUUCAAUAUUUUGAAGGAAAUGGUAAUUACGUCGCCACAUUGCGCUCCCUUUGCCCUCGAAGCGGGAAUUGUGUUGUUAGGUGCACACAGUCGCUGUAGUACUGGAGCAAGCCCCACAAUUUUUGCGAUGCGCGAGGCCGUUGCCGAGUGGUGCGUGCUUGCAGGCAACGAACGUCUAGCGCAACAGACAUGGUGCUCCAUGCUCCCAGCAAAGGAUGAUGUAGUAUCGCUCGAAAUCGUGACAAAAAUCCUCAGCAGCGCGCUUCGUACACGCGAUUAUGCAGUGGCGGAGGCAGAGUACCCGCGUGGAAUCUCACUCUACAAGGCCCUUUCGGAGGAUCCUACUGCGGCUACCGCCGUAAAUGGAUUUUUGUAUUACCUCGGCACGGUCUUGAUGGCAUGGCAUCGUUUUACUGAUGCCUCAUUGCGUUUCGCUGAGCUGUAUGAACGGACCAAAGAUGCCACACAUCUUCAACUUGCGGUUGUGUCCGUCAUACAAUCAGAUGCUAGUCCAGUACGUACACGGCGGCUCCGCGUUUAUCAGAAGGACGAAAACGCGUUGCUUCUCGGUGAUUUGCAGGCCAUACUCAACCGGGCAGCCCAGUUGCAUCUGUUGCGGCCCUCCGAACUGCAGUGUUUUCUUCAAUUGGCAGGGCUGUCGUCUGACGAUGACGUUGCCGCGGCCAAAGAAGCUUUCGCGCAGCACAAUCUCGAGGUAGUUUCUCAGAUGUACUGCAAUGCUACUUUUGAGCGGCUUGGAGUUGUUAUCGGCAUUACCCCUGCCGAUGUAGAACGACUCGUGUCUCGGAUGGUUUCGGAACAUAGACUGGACGCCAGGCUUGACCAAGUGGACGAGGUAGUGAUAUUUAACCGGCUGAAGCGCACCUCAGUGUUAGAGGACUGGGAUGGGAGGAUCAGCAUCAUCUCUAAGGAGCUGUCGCAUGCCGUGGAUCUUAUCACUGGUCGUUACCCAGAGCUAUGUGAAAGUCCCCUAUUGUGA